CCUCUUCGUCCUAGACUCCGCUCAAUUCCCUCCGGGACCUAGGCCUUCUUGCUGGAAACUUACUGGACAUGGAGAUCGAUCUGUCGAAUGCUAAAAAGGCCGAUCAAAUAACAUGGAGCUCUGGCGAUCCAGAUUUACUCGGCCACGCCCGGGGUUAUAGCUGUUCUUUCUGUAAAAGAGGAUUCUCUAAUGCUCAGGCACUGGGAGGCCACAUGAACAUCCACAGAAAAGAUAGGGCAAAGCUCAAAGAAUUCGCGGGCCGCGACAACAAUAUUUUUUCAUUGGACGUCACAGAGCGGGAUGCUUCAGCUCCGGCUCCGGCUUCGGCACCUAAUCCUAAUCCACCCUCUCCUUCCGUAGAAUUUCAUGAUACAGUGAUGCAACUUGAACUUUCUGGAGAUGAAAGAAGUUGCCCCCCAACAACUACAAGGGCUUCUACUUCACCAAAUCAUCAAGAAAUUUAUCAUGAUUAUACUGGGAAUGAUCAGCUGCAACUAUCCUUAUUCGCUGAGACAUCCUCAUCAAACAACAACGAAGUGGAAAGCAAUCCAUUUAACAGGCAGUCGAGUCAUGGCGAAUCAUUCAAAGAAUUAGACCUCGAGCUUCGACUUGGCCCAGAACCUCACCAGGCAUCAAAAAGGGGAUGAUCCCUUUGUCGAAAGAGGAAGGGAAAAAAAAGCUAUAUAUGAUGCCAAGGGUUCAUUAAAGAGGUCUACUUGCCGUUCUAUCUGAUCAAACCUCUGAUUAAUUUUACCAUGCGCUUGUGUAAUGAUAUCGUCGUUAAGAAGACUAUGCUGUUCACAUUAGUUCUACGACUGCAGGCCCGAAACAUUUGUGGAGCAGAAGUGUGUGAUCUAUAGAGUAUCGCCAUAGACACACGAUUAGGUUAGUGCUCUCCGGUUUCAUGUAGACUCAGAAUUGUUCGUAAUUUGAGUUUAUUUGUUCGUUUACUACAUUUUAUUCCUUGCUAUCAUUGCAUUAAUUAUUGUGGUUUU
Molecule: messenger RNA, 995 nt
Organism: Coffea arabica (coffee)
Lineage: Eukaryota; Viridiplantae; Streptophyta; Magnoliopsida; Gentianales; Rubiaceae
Product: transcriptional regulator TAC1-like
Source: RefSeq, a predicted model, not a curated record